Molecule: messenger RNA, 725 nt
Organism: Myzus persicae (green peach aphid)
Lineage: Eukaryota; Metazoa; Arthropoda; Insecta; Hemiptera; Aphididae
Exons: 3
Coding region: 65-655 (196 amino acids)
Source: RefSeq, a predicted model, not a curated record
AAUUGAAGAUGGGCUGAGCAAACAGGAGGAUUUCACACGUAAAUUUAGCCUUUUGAAUACUUCAAUGAUCGUAAUGACAAACUUGUACAUUGCAGUCGGCCUGUGUGGUUUUUUAGAUCAUCAAUACGUACCGGUGAUUGGAAAUUCAAUAUUGAAAUUCAUGCCGUCAAUCAGGAGUCAGACUAUCGUCAAAACGUGUGUGGCAGUGAAUGUCAUGUUUUUUCACAGAGAAUUGAAUUUAGAAUCCACAUUAUUGUGGGCGUCGUCGAUCAACGUGGCGAAAGUUAAAAGCAAUAAUAAAAAGUGUCAAACUUCACCGUCUACCGUGAGUUACUCCCCGAUCACGGUAGCGGGACUGUCGGCAUUCACCAAAAUCUUAUUCACGUUCUGUUCGUUUUUUGUUAACAUCGCAGUCACGUUGCCGGUCACAAACAAUGUCCACGUGAUCGUGGGGCUCAUCGGAUACCUGGGUAACGCUUGCAACAUGUUGAUCUACCCGUAUAUCGUCGAACUGUGCUUAACACAUGCCCUGCACGGUAUGUCCACCAGGCCGUACGUGAUAGCCAAGGACGUGUGUUUCGUCCUUUUGGGCUUGUCGGUGUUCGCGUGCGGUACGUCUGCGCUUGUGUUGCGUCUGGUUUACGGCGAUUCCUGAAAAAGGGUACGAUAUACUGAUACUAAAAAUUAUUAUUCAUGUACCUGAUAAUUCACAAUAAUAUAUACGU